CAUAAGCUUUCAACUGAACGACUCCAACCAACCCGGAACUUUUAAGUCAACUAAAACUCCUGAAAACUUAUUAGGGGCAGUUUCCUUUUGUUUUCCGAGUACUUCAGAUGUUUCUGUAAGCAGAGUCAUUUCUGGGGACUGACUUUACCCCGUGUUUUGGAGGAAAUAAACAGUUGACUGCCAAUGUUUCUCGCCUCAUCUGCUGCAGGACAGUAAACCUCGACUUGUCUUUUCAAACCAGCAAGUGGUGGAGUACAGAGGUGCCAAUAUGCCACAGCAGAAGGACAUAGUGAAGAUAGCCAUCCAGAUGCCUGGGGCCUAUCCCCAGCUCAUACAACUGGACCAGAAAAAGCCCCUGUCUGCUGUCAUAAAGGAGGUCUGCGAUGGCUGGAAUCUCCCAGGUCCUGACAACUACGCUCUUCAGUAUGCCGAUGGAGUCCAGACAUAUAUCACAGAAUCGAACCGUCUGGACAUUAAAAACGGCUGCAUUCUGCGUCUGACCAAGGCACCGGGUCGAUGCGCAGAGGAUCUGUACAAAGGCAUCCAGAGCUCAGACUCAGGUGUUCGCUGCGAUUCGCUGAAGGAACUGGCUAGCGUUUCCACAGAUGUGACGUUCGCUCAGGAGUUCAUCAGCCGAGACGGACAUCUCCUAUUGGUCAAGAUAGUAGAAGACUCUCAUGAGACUGCUGUGAUCAUGACCCACACACUGACAGGCUUCAUGGAACUGAUGGAUCAUGGGAUUGUUUCCUGGGAGAACCUUUCAUCUAUCUUCAUCAAGAAGAUCGCCAGCUUCGUCAACGGAAAGUCGUCUGACGCGUCAAUCCAGCAGGUUUCCUUGGACAUCCUGGAGAGCAUGGUGCUGAGCAGCCACAGUCUCUUUCUGCAGGUCAAACAUGAAGUCACUAUGGAGAGGCUCAUUGCUCACCUUCAGGUGACGAACCAGCAGAUACAGACCAAAGCCAUGGCCCUGCUCAUGGCUCUACUACAGACAGCUGGGGAUUCAGAUAGACAGGAGAUGUUUGAAUUUCUGAAUAAGAAGAAUCUCCGUCAGUAUAUCUAUAAAAACAUCAUCCAUAGUUCUGGUUCAGUCCAGGAUGAGAUGGCCCACUACCUCUAUGUCCUCCAGUCAGUAACGUUGAACCACCUGGAGCCUCGGAUGAAGACACCUCUGGACUGCUACAGCCAGGAGCAGAGAGACAUCCUCCAUGGUUUGCGGCAGGCAGCGUUUGAGACGGAGAGCGAGAACAGUUUAAGUCACGAGAGACGCCGCUCGCUCUGCGCCAAAGAGUUUAAGAAAUUGGGCUUCUCUAACAAUAGUAACCCUGGUCAGGACCUGGUGCGAACACCUCCUGGUCUAUUGGCUUUGGACACCAUGUUUUAUUUCGCAGCACGCUAUCCUGAUGCAUAUAGCAGGUUUGUGCUGGAGAACAGCAGUCGAGAAGACAAACACGAGUGUCCGUUUGCCAGGAGCAGCAUCCAGCUCACACUCAUCCUGUGUGAAAUCCUUCGAAUCGGAGAGCCCCCCUCAGAGACUGGAUCCAACUACCACCCCAUCUUCUUCAGCCAGGAUCGGCUGAUGGAGGAGCUUUUCUGUGUCUGCAUUCAGCUGCUCAACAAAACCUGGAAAGAGAUGAGAGCCACGCAGGAGGACUUUGACAAGGUGAUGCAGGUGGUGAGGGAGCAGAUCACCAGGACGCUGUCCAGUAAACCAACAUCCCUGGAGCUCUUCAAGAACAAAGUCAAUGCUCUGAACUACAGCGAGAUCCUCAAACUGCGGCAGACGGAACGGCUGCAUCAGGAAGAGACUCUCGCUCCGCCUGUACUUGAGCUCAAAGAGCGCCUGAAGCCUGAGCUGUUAGAGUUGAUCCGUCAGCAGAGGUUGAACAGACUCUGUCAGGGAACCAUGUUCAGGCAGAUCAGCAGCCGACGCAGACAAGAUAAACUGUGGUACUGUCGCUUGUCACCUAAUCACAAAAUGCUUCACUACGGCGACGUGGAGGAAGACAUGGAAAACCCACCGAUCGAAACACUGCAAAAGCAGAUUCCAGUAGCAGAUAUCAAAGGUUUGCUGACAGGGAAAGACUGUCCUCAUAUGAAGGAAAACAAAGGCAAACAGACUAAGGAAGUGUUGGACCUGGCGUUUAGUAUCACAUACGAUGUCGAGGAGUACAGCCUGAACUUCAUCGCCCCCUCGAGAACUGACUUUUGCCUCUGGACAGAUGGCCUGAGCGUCCUCCUGGGUCGGGAAAUGAGCAGCGAGUCCAUGCGCAGCGAACUGGAGAUCCUCCUAUCGAUGGAAAUUAAGCUCCGCCUCCUGGACCUGGAGAACGUUCCUAUACCUGACAGCGCUCCGGUCGUUCCCAAACCACCCAGCAACUACAACUUCUGCUACGACUUCAGCCAGACUGAGCAGUAGAGUGUGUGCAUAUGCUGGAGAGUGUGUGUGCAUGUGUAUAUAGUAUGUAUGUGAGUGUGUGUGUGUAUGUAUGUGAUGAGAUCUGACCUGUGCAUCCCUGCACUUAUUUCUAUAGCACAGUUUUAUAAUCACAACAAUAUUUUUCUUAUGUGGACUCAUCUACUUCCAAGUGAAAAAACAACAAACAGGAUCAAAACUGUGGACAGUGACGCCGUCUGUAAAACUACAACAGUGGCGUUUGGUGUGAACUGACACUAAUCGGGUACUGACUGUAUGUCGUCGUCUGUGAAAGCUUCAGUCCAGCUCUACCUUCUGUUGUUCUUCAGCUCUUCUCACCGUGUCCAGCUGUCUGGAGAUUUCAACACAGCUCCAAGCACAACAGAGACUAAACUCAUAAAAUACAUCACCAACCACUCAAGUAACGGUACUUUAAUCUUUUUAUAAUCACCUCUAUAUGCAUUUUGGAUAUCUCUAAAUCUAUGUAAGUUAAGUGGAAUAUUCCUGUGUGCCACAUUUGAGGCUUUAGGUGCCUCAAAAGGCUGGUGUUGCUCAUUUUUGUUUAAUUCUUUUUUUUUUUCCCCUUGACUAGAACAAAAUGCUACAUCAAUAUGGAAUCUGCGGUACACACUAGUCUCAGUCCCAUAAGAGAAUAGCAGUAUAUUAUAAAAUAUUCUGCCUAAACAUAUACUAUGUACUAGCCCUUUUUGUACGAAUCCCAUAAUGUUGGAAUAGAACUGCUCCCUCCUAAAGGUCUGUGUGACUUAUCUUUUGGUAGUGAUACAGAUCUGCAGUAGGUACCAAACUGACUGACGUUAACUGUACUUUUACUAUAAUUAACUAAACUUGUAACUAGUUGUAUGUCCUGCCCGAUCAGCAAUCCCUACCUGAAAAACAUUAACUGAGCUUAAGUUAUUUUAUAAAAAGGUACUUAAAAGGUCCAAUGUGGAAGAUUUAGGAGAUUUAAGAGGUUUUUAAAUGCAGAAAUGGAAUUUAAUAUUCAAAUUAUAUCGUCAUUAGUUUAUAAAUUACAUGAAAAUAAGAACUGUGUUAUAGGAGGUUGGUUCCAGUGUUAUGGUACAUUACUGUCACCUACUAUGAGUGUGAACCAGAGUUAAUACCCCUUAAAUAAAGAGAACAGGCAAAAUGUACACUGAUUCUAAUGAGGGACCUCUCCUUUUUUAUGGUGGCACAGCAGAGGGUGUUCAGUUGUUCGGUUACAACCCUUUAAACAUGUUCCAGUGUGUUAUGCUCUCACCUUGACCAUGUCUUCAAAGCAGCUGGUCUAGAACAGACCCAGGUCUACAUCUACACCUGACUUCGCUCUGCACUGUAUUCCUUUUCCUGACACCAGUCCUCUGUGAUCACACUCUGAAUCCUGCACAUUGGGAAAACUUCAUACAAAUAAACAGUUUGAUUUAUACUGAAAAAAAACAAAAAAAACAAAAAAAAAACAAGCAUGUGUGUUUUGUCCAUAGCAGAUGAAGCCAAAGUUAAGUUUAUUUAUAAAAUCAACAUUUUAUACUUGAUUCUCCAUUCCGGUUUGUCCUCUGUAAUACAGUGUACAUCGGUAUAAACUUAUUUUACAGCGCACAUGUUAAGGAGUAUUAUGCAAUAAGACAAUAGUUUACUGUACUGUCAGUGAUAGUCCUUAUGAGUCUUUAGUUUGACACUGUACUGUGAUAAUAAUGGCCCAGGUUUUCUUUCAAAAGGAAUAACACCUUUUCUUAGAAUGUGGUUUCAGGUUUGUUAAAAUUUGACAUUUACAACAUACUACAUACUUACUUUUAAUUCCACAAUUUGAUGCAAUCAACUGCAGCAUAUAAAGGCAAGCUUUAAAUAUCUUAAUAUAUUAAUAUUACCCUAUUUUCAAAAAUUGUAAAAUCACCACCUUUCAUCGGUCUAAACUCAGUAUGUGACACCCAUUUCAAUUCAGUCCACUGUGAUCAGUCUAUUAAAGUCACUUUGGUUUAAAACUAUUACUACAAUAUUAAAUAGGGGUUGACACAAUAUCUUAUGAAACAGUCUCUUCAAUCUUUCUUCUUAAUUUUUAGUUAUCACUGUAUUUACCAGGAGGGUAAUACGGAAGAGGAUUAGGGCCACUGGGG
Messenger RNA from Sphaeramia orbicularis (orbiculate cardinalfish), 4521 nucleotides. It is a transcript of the gene elmo3, whose product is annotated as engulfment and cell motility 3. Gene Ontology annotation, biological process: actin filament organization; cell motility. Lineage: Eukaryota; Metazoa; Chordata; Actinopteri; Kurtiformes; Apogonidae. The record is from RefSeq and is a predicted model, not a curated record. The coding region runs from base 269 to 2416 and encodes 715 amino acids. The transcript has 21 exons.